Messenger RNA from Trichoderma asperellum CBS 433.97, 723 nucleotides. RefSeq lists its product as uncharacterized. Lineage: Eukaryota; Fungi; Ascomycota; Sordariomycetes; Hypocreales; Hypocreaceae. The record is from RefSeq and is a predicted model, not a curated record. Gene Ontology annotation, molecular function: oxidoreductase activity.
AUGAUCGCCCAAGGCUUCGUCGAAAACGGCGCCAAAGUCUACCUCAACGGCCGCGACGCCCCGGCCUGCACCUCCGCCGCCGCCGAACUGACCUCGCUCGCGCGCAACGGCGGCUCCGCGCACGCCCUGCCCGGCGACCUCCAGGACCUCGCCCAGGUGCAGGACCUCGUGAAGCGCCUCACCGACCUCGAGCCCGCCGGCCUGCACGUGCUGGUCAACAACGCCGGCGCGGCCUGGGGCGCCGACGUCGACUCGUACCCGGACCACGCGUGGAACAAGGUCCUGACGCUCAACCUGCACCGAGUCUUCACCCUGACGCAGCUGUGCCUGCCGCUGCUGGAAAAGGUCGCCUCGCAGGACGACCCGGCCCGCGUGAUCCACAUCGGGAGCAUCGACGGCAUCCGCGUGCCGACCGUGUCCAACAUUGCCUACGCGGCGAGCAAGGCCGGCCUGCAUCACAUGUCGAGCGUGCUGGCCAAGGAGCUGGGGCCGCGCUACAUCACCAGCAACGUGCUGGCGUGCGGACCGUUUGCGACUAAGAUGAUGAGGGCGACGCUGGACUCUGUGGGGGAGUAUAUUCGAAGCGAGCUGCCGUUGAGGAGGAUUGGCACGCCGGAGGAUGUGGCGGGUGCCAGUUUGUUCCUGGCAAGUCGAGCAGGUGCAUUCUGCAAUGGCGCUUUGAUCCGUAUCGAUGGAGGCGCAUCUAAUGUGGCCAAGCUAUAA